Molecule: messenger RNA, 1653 nt
Organism: Acanthochromis polyacanthus (spiny chromis)
Lineage: Eukaryota; Metazoa; Chordata; Actinopteri; Pomacentridae
Product: rhombotin-1
Exons: 5
Coding region: 500-967 (155 amino acids)
Biological process (GO): positive regulation of transcription by RNA polymerase II
Cellular component (GO): nucleus
Molecular function (GO): transcription coactivator activity; DNA-binding transcription factor binding
Source: RefSeq, a predicted model, not a curated record
AGAGAGAGAGAGAGGAGAGAGAGGAGGGGGAGCUGUGUGGAGGCUCAGUCUGAGCAGAAGGGCUCAUUUAAGGGGAGCAGCCGCAGCCCGAGCAGCAGAUACAGAAAUACUUGUGCACUGACAUCAGCUGAGAUAAGGCACAGCCACUACUGUUGAUUUGAGGACAUCUCUCCUGCCGGCAAGGUGAUACUCGGAGACUCGCCGCUUUCAUCCAUCCGCGGGCUAUUUUUACGCACAGAAAGCGGCUCCAUGGCUGUUUCUCUCGGCUUUCUUUGGGGACUAUGAGGACCGGAGCUGAAGUUUGAGCGGCUCCAGGUUGAUAGAGUGAAUUUGCAUCGCGCCUCCAGGCCCUGUACGUCUGUGUGUGUGCGUGUGUGUGUGUGUGUGUGCGUGUGCGUGUGUGCGUGUGUGUGCGUGUUUAUUAUCGCCGCUGUUAUCUCGCACGCAGGAGAAGGGUGGCUGUUCUCCUGUUGUUGGAUAGUUGUCGUUUUCCAGAAGGAUGGUGCUGGACAAGGAGGAGAGUGUUUCUCUCGUGUCCCUCCAGUCCAGGGAGAAGCCGAGAGGCUGCGCCGGCUGCAAUGGAAAGAUCCGGGACCGCUUCAUGCUGCAGGCAUUAGACAGGUACUGGCAUGAGGACUGUCUGAAGUGCGCCUGCUGUGACUGCCGCCUGGGCCGGGUGGGCUCCACGCUCUACACCCGGGCCAACCUCAUCCUCUGCCGCAGAGACUACCUGAGACUCUUUGGGGUGACGGGGAACUGUGCAGCCUGCAGUAAGCUGAUCCCUGCCUUUGAGAUGGUGAUGAGAGCCAGAGACAACGUCUACCAUUUAGACUGCUUCGCCUGUCAGCUCUGCCGCCAGAGAUUUUGCGUGGGAGACAAGUUUUUCCUCAAGAACAACAUGAUCCUGUGCCAGCUGGACUAUGAAGGAGGCCAUCUUAAUGGCAGCACCGAGAGGCAGCCUCAGUAAGAGAUCGGGAGGAUGACUGUGAGCCAGUUGGACUAUGAAACUCACAGCAGCGCACCCCUCAUCAGGUUCUUGUUUCAGCCUGAACUGUGUGGAAAAAAAAAACACUGAUUGGACAGAUUUCCAGCAGCCCAUGCUUGAACUCUUUAUUACAGAGCUGCGCAGUAAUUUCCCUUAAAACUGCCUCUUCUGAUCAGAUGGACUCGAGAUCAACCAGGAAGUGAAAAUAGAGAAAUGAAACCAUCAGGAGGAUGUUUUCCAAAGCACUUAAUGGGGACUGAGAACAGAAAUAGAGUGAACUAGUGUUUGCAAGUAAUUCAUAGAGUCUGUUUCACCAAAUGUGAAACACUAGAUGGAUGGGGGGAUGCCAAUCAGGCCACACAUAGCAUCAACCAAGUCAUCCAUCAAAGAAAAAUACAAAGUUCCCUGUGAUUGUCAAAUUGUUCUGGCAGUCACUGAAGUGUCUUUUGUGGUGAACCCCACCCAGUCGGCUUGAAGGAAAGCCACAAAACAAACUGAAACAUAUUUGCAAAUGUUGUUUGGCUCUAUUUAGCAAAUGAGGAGGACGAACUGUUCCUCCUCCAUCUUUCCGCCUCUCGACUCUGAAGAAUCGAGGGGAGCUUCAAGCACACCGUAGUUUUGUUCUCAUGCUGGUUCUUCUUGACUAAUUAAACUGGAUUUUAAUUUCA